CAUGGUUAUAUAUUGAAAACAGACACAGAAAGUCAAAAUCUGCAGGCUUUAUAUAUCUCUCCCUACACAUACAAGAAGCCAAACUGCAGCCAUAGAAAUGCCAAAGAGGCCUUCAAAAGCAUUAAUGGAGAACGAUAAUACUCAUGAGGAAUCGUCUUCUCUUGGCAAAACAAUUUUGGAAGACAAAACUGUGAAAUCUGAUGGUGAUCAUGAAGAGGGUACUCCCAUGGAGAUAACCAAGCAGGAUGAGCUGCAAUCAGCAAAAGCAGAAAUGGUAGAGGCUACGGAAGAAAACGAAAGGCUAAAGCUGUUAUUAUCCCAAAUCUCUAAGGAUUACCAGUCUCUGCAGAUGCAUUUUCAUGGCCUUCUUCAAAAUGGAGGAGAAACUAAGAAAUGUACGGAUACUAGUGGUAGUACUGCUCUUGAUCUUACGCAUGAGCAAAAUACUGAAGAAGCUGACCUAGUGUCUCUUAGUCUUGGGAGAACCUCAAGUAGUAUUGAUCAGCCCAGAAAGGAUGGUCGGAUAAAAAAGAUUAGCCAACUAAAUACUAAUGGAAAAGAUGAUGACGAUGAUAAUGGAAUGCUGAAUGGAGCUGGACUUGCACUGGAGUUGGGCUGCAAAUUUGAGCCGGCUGCUGAUCAGUCAACUGAUAAUAGCUCUGGAGGCCCGAAGGAAGACGACCUGGCUGAGAUAUGGCCGCCUAGUAAGACGUUGAAGACAACGAGAAGUAGAGAUGAUGAGGUUUCGCAACAAACCCAUUUGAAGAAAGCUAGGGUUUCUGUCAGAGUUAGAUGCGAUGAUCACACGAUUUAUGAUGGAUGUCAAUGGAGAAAAUAUGGACAGAAAAUAGCAAAAGGAAAUCCAUGCCCUAGAGCGUACUAUCGUUGCAGUGUCUCAGCAUCUUGCCCUGUGAGAAAACAGGUGCAAAGAAGUUCCGAGGACAUGUCCAUACUAACCACAACCUACGAAGGAAGCCACAACCACCCACUUCCCAUGUCAGCCACAGCCAUGGCCUCCACCACCUCCGCCGCUGCUUCCAUGCUUCAGUCUCACUCAUCCACCUCCCAACAAGACCUCAUCAACUCCACCACCGCUCCCAUCUCUGCCUCCACUAAUCUCGAAGGAGUAAACUUCAGUGGUACUAGUACUCUCUCUCAAAAUUCAAGGCUACCACAGAAACACUUCUACUUCCCCAACAGUUCGAUCUCAACCAACAAUUCCCACCCAACUAUCACUCUUGAUCUCACCGUCCCAUCUCCUUCUCAUUUCGGAAUAUUCCCCUCCGCGUCGGGGAGCAGCUUUUCUUCCAACCCAAGAUAUCCCUCAACAUCUCUCAACUUUUCGUCUUCUUUAGACCACAAUAACGCAUUGCAAUUGCAAUCUCCUUGGAACAACAUCAAUCACACAGCUUCUGGAUAUUUCAACUAUGGGAAUAGAAUUAAUCAAGUUGGAUCAGCCCUAAACGUUGGAAAGCAACCAAUAUUUCAAGAACAUAACAUAUUGUACCAAUCCUAUUCCUACAUACAAAAUAAAAAACCCUCUCCUCCUCCUCUUCAUCAUCCUCAGAUGUUCACCGAUUCAAUGGCCACCGCCACAAAGGCAAUCACAUCGAAUCCAAAUUUUCAAUCGGCUUUGGCAGCUGCACUCACAUCAUUUGUUGGCAAUGGGAGUACAAGUAGUACCACUGGGAUCAGAGAAAGUCAUCUAAGUACUGGGACUAUUGUAGAAAGUGCUUCUGGGCUGAAAUUGAAGCGGGGUGAGUCGUUGACGUCGAAUUCAAUAUUCCCAUCAGGCCAAAAUGGAAUAGGGUGUGCAUCAAGCUACUUGAACGAAUCUUUGUGAUUUUUGAUUCAUUAUCUUUGAUGAGUUACUAGCUACAA
Molecule: messenger RNA, 1881 nt
Organism: Malus domestica (apple)
Lineage: Eukaryota; Viridiplantae; Streptophyta; Magnoliopsida; Rosales; Rosaceae
Product: WRKY transcription factor 72A-like
Biological process (GO): regulation of DNA-templated transcription
Molecular function (GO): sequence-specific DNA binding; DNA-binding transcription factor activity
Source: RefSeq, a predicted model, not a curated record